GCUUAGUGUGUACACAGAUGAGAAUGGUACGAAACAUCACUGAACGUCCUUUACUCAUUUACCUUACAACAUCGAAUGAGAGUCAGAUAUUCAUUACAGGGUGGCACAAAGGUCAACCAUAUACCAAGGAUCCGAAGGUGAAAAGCUUUAUUACAUGGAUUAAAACUCAAAACAAACCUGAUCUUAUGAAGAAAGCUGUCAUUGGUGGAUAUUACCCUUUUCCACCAUUGCCAAAUACCUUUCUGGAAUACUGUAAAAACAAUAGAAGUAUAAAUAAAGUUGAAUCGGUCUUGAAAACCAUAAGUGAAAUGGAGAGGGAGCUUGAAGACUUGCACUACAGGGAGCACAGGCGCAUUGCUAUUCAGGGAAUAAUUAGUGUCAUAAGAUAUGUCAGCUGUAGCAGUGCAGCUCAAGAUGCCUCAGGAGUGGAACCAGUUCAGCCACCAUCUAAAACUACUGUAAAGCAUUCUAAGAAGUCCGUAGAGGAUCGUGUUAACAAGGGGAAAGACAGAAAAUGUGAAGACAAAGAAGAUCCCAGUUCCCAAUUCACG
Alligator sinensis (Chinese alligator) is the source of this 551-nucleotide messenger RNA. Its product is annotated as RPA-related protein RADX-like. Gene Ontology annotation, cellular component: replication fork. Gene Ontology annotation, molecular function: single-stranded DNA binding. The annotation marks the transcript as partial. NCBI's taxonomy places the organism in Eukaryota, Metazoa, Chordata, Crocodylia, Alligatoridae. The record is from RefSeq and is a predicted model, not a curated record. The transcript is spliced from 4 exons. Gene Ontology annotation, biological process: regulation of DNA repair.